AAAAUUCUAGUAAAGUAUAAAUUUCAAAGCUUAAGGGAAUUUGGUGCAUUGUUUUAGAACACUAUGUUCAAUUAAUUUUGAAUUCUUAGAUUUUGUGAAAAAUCAUGUAAAUUGUCACAAUAAUUGUAUAUACUAUACGUUAACUCCAGAGCCAAAUCGUAUCAAUUAAUGAUUCUCGUCCACAGCUGCUGGUGUCGCAUAAUGUCAAACCAUAACAAGAGCGUGAAAGGCUUAUGAUAUGAUGGUUCUUGUUCAAGAGAACUCUCGUAUUUUGGUUAUGGAAGCAGCCUUCAGUUCGUGCAGUUGGUUCACAUAACAAAUGUUUUGUCAUUCAACAAAUGCGUCUAGGCGAGGUUCAAUGUCCUCUGGAUCCAUAAAGAAUUUUAGUAAGGGUUCCGAUCAAUCAACGUUCUUCUGCAUGUCGUCCCAUAUAAGGAUUGUGUAAGGUGUAGGAGUUACAACAACCGUGAACCUUGUGGCUGUCUUUCUUUCUGAAAGAGCAUUAAGUAUAUGAUAAGCAUUCUAAAGCUAAACCAAAACCGCGGAUGUCUCUUCAACAGCAAGAAUAGUUUGACAAAUAGCUUCUGAAACGAAUAGCUUCUGGAUCUUCUCAAACGAAUCCGGAACAGCCAAGAAGGUAAUGCUUAAAACGUUCAAAUGUUAGUAAAACGGCUAACAGCUACCUGUGAGACCAUCAUGUCACAGUCUGACUUUCCAGUUAAUUCUUAUUGUUUGCUUAGAAUAAGGUAUAUAUAUCCCUCCCCUUAUGCUGAUUAGCUUGAAACCCACAGUGGAGUGAAUAUUGUGCCAAGACUGAUAAAAACUCCAGGAAACAUCGCUUAGAUUUGAUCAGUCAUAUCACAGGUUUGUAAAAAGAAUGAACAAUCACAGUUGAAGGAAAUAAAGAAGUGCGAGGUUCAGAUAAACUAUCUCCGUUCUUGCCUAUUUGACGCAGCUAUCCCUGGUAACUUGAAAACUGCUAUCUGACGAGAGUCGUGAUUGGUGAAAAUACUCCUCAAAACUGAACAACAAUUGUCUCCGCUGACAUAUCCCAGAUUCCUAAAAAACUGCUCUAUACUAUCUACAAGUUUUGAAGUGAUCAUUAUCCUAAGUUAAGAUCAAGUCCUUGGACUUCCUGUACACUUCUGGUUUCGGACAGAAGAGAAGUGAGAUGAUUAUGUACAUAUGUAAAUACUUACAAACUGAUAUCGAAUCGAGGUUCAACCAAAUGCAAAUCACAAAGGUCUUCCUCGAAGAUGGGAGCAGCUGAAUGAUACGACUCCGAUUCAAACGUGGAGUGAGAUGGCAGCAUUGUCCACGAAUGAUUCUUCAUGUCAAAUAAUGCUACAUCCCUCCAUGAAUUUGCUACACAAACAUAAUUCUUGUUGGCCGCACACACGAAUUGUUUUUGCGAAUUGUCUCGGUUGAGUUCCUCCAGUAUAAAAAUAGGCAUCCUUCGUACCUCGACCCAUUCAUUUCUAAGUGUCAAGUAUUCUGAGUCCUGUGAGUAUUUCAUUGUCUGUAACUUCCAGAAGCAAAAUUCCUGUAAAACCUUGCAAUGUCUGUGCUUCACCAUCUCCCAUCUGACCCUGCCGCCAGCCACCAUAAUGUCUUCAUUCAGAUGGAACAGAGUGGCGAAGUGAAAUGGGUACGGCAGCGAAGGCUCAUCGUCGUCUCCAACCCAAGUGGGCUCCUGGAGCCAGUUCGUGCUCGAAUUGUCCUGUCUGUAUGCACGAAACAUUUCAUACUCCAUUAUAGAGAGCAUACUUCCGAGGCACAAGAAUCUUCCUCCACACACCGAAGGAUGCUGGAAAAACCUCAGUCGAUCCCUCAGCCACCUUGCGAUCUGUUCCCAUUUACUGCUCCGUAUAUCCUGAAUGAUGAUGUUUCCUGAGUUGUACUAAUACGAGAAGCCAAAUACUUGUAAAACCGAAGAGCGUUGAGUCUGAACGUCACCUACUAUGCAUGUAGAUAUACACGGCUAGAUUUGGCAUUAUGAAAAUCAUCUGUCACAAGGGUUUUCAACUCAAAUGCUCUUCAUGACUGCAAGCUAUUGGCAGUGUGAUCAGAAAAUCAUACAAUAAUCAUGGUUAUAAUAGAGAUUGAAAAUGAUUCUCUUCACAUUGGGAAAAGUGAGAGUAUAUCACCCUCUUCGACUUGAUAAUUGGUAUUAACCACGUCCCGGGCAGCCAAACUUUAAGUAACUUUUCGAAAUUUUAUUAAAGACCUGCUGUGAUAUAACUCGAGGAUACAAAAAGUUAAAACACACAGUUACUAUACUCUGCGGCUUCAUCACAAAUCACAGUCAUGGAUAGACGGAACGAAAUGAGCACGUCAUCUUCACUUCCACUGCAAUCCUCAUGCCAAUUCUUCAAAGGGGCCUUCUCUUUCAGUCAGGCUUUAAGAUUUCACUGAAUCGUGUAUCCUGCAGGAACAUGGUUACAUUAAUGGUAUGGACUCUUCAAAGAGUCGUGAUUCGCGCAGGUAGAUGUUGUUCAGAAAGUCCUGCAGGCCCUGGAACAGCGAGGCGAUGAGCACCUUCACCAUGCGAGGCUUGGCGUGAUGCUCGGCCGUCAAUUUCUUGGCGCACCCGGCGAAUUUCGCCUCGCCCCAGCUGGGAUCGUCAGGAGUGGCGGGGCAAACCUCGGGCAGAAUAUCAUUCUCCCACAGACACCGAGUGAUUCGGUCGUUCACCAGAUCGUUAUUCUCCUCGAACUCCUUGUCGCCGCCGAAGUAGCGCACUUGAAUCCCCACCUGCUUCUCGGCAUUCGCGAGGUAGAGCUCGUUCACGUGCAGAAUUCGCUCACAGACGUGAUCAGCCUGGAGCAUGAGCGAGCGGAGCACGUAGGUGCUGGCGAUUCGGUCCGGAGGAAUCUCUGCUCGGAGUUCCAGAAAAAUCGCAUCUCAGGGCCGCAUUCGUCCGUGAUCGCCGACGCGUAGACAUGCAGAGUGCCUCGGUGACCGAGGUCGCGGUCGACUGCGGCGUAAAAUUCUUUCGACAAUUUGCGCUUCCUCUUCACGGCCUCGUGCAAUUCGUCGUUCAUUCUCCACGACGAGCCCGCGAAGGGCUCGCAGACCACGGACGGGUUGGAUGUGGAUUCGGGCACGAGAAUCAUUCGCUGCCACAGCACCGCGAACAUGAACAUGAACACUGACGACACGUGGUACAGCUUGUUCCCGAGCCCGUAAUGCGUCUCGGCGAUGACGAAUUUACCAGGAAACCCAGUCACUUUUCGAGAUUUUGAAUUUUAACUCGAAGUCACUUUUUAACAGGAAACCCAGUAUGGCGCAGUGGAGAGCGCAUGGAACUACCAAUUCCUGGAUCAGAACCGGGAGGGCAGAAACCGGUUUUCCAAGUUUUCCAAGGUCUCGUGUCCUUUGGACCAAAAAAGUGUCCGGAGAGGGCGAAAGAGAGCGAUGAGAGCUUCAGCCCUACGUAUGGUACACAGAGGAACAUUUUAUGAAAAAGGCUGUCCAGUCACUCCCGACCACGAGCAAUUAUAAACAAAACCAAAUUUGUCAUGGGCAGGCCUUCUUAGUUGCGGGAUUUAAGGGAGUAUAGUCUGCAAAUUCCGCAAAUAAGCAUCGGGUGGAACCCGCAAAUACCGUGACGGAGUCUGUGGAUGCGCAACGCAAACACUGCAGUCCAUUGCAGUCCCAAUCGAACAAAUACUGCCAUCGUGAAGAGAGAAUACAUCAAAUUUGCAUUUGAGCAUUCGCUGAAGACUUCCGCCAUGCCUAAGCCUAAGUUCGUCAGCCAUUUCCAGUCCUCCCACGCUGCAGAGUAUGGUUUGAAAGUGUCCGCACAUGACUCCAGCUUUUGCAAAGUAUCUAGUGUCGUGUGUCGCUUUUGCACUAAAUUCGAUCCUGAAGAGAACGUUGGCGGCAAGAUGACACGCAUCAAUAACGUGAAAUACUUCAACACGUUUAGAACUGAUGGAUACAAGCGCCACCUGGAUACUGCUUAUGCAGAGCAAUGGGCAGAACACCAACGGAUCUUAACAAGUAAGGGUAAAGAGCAAUUCUUCAAGAACAUCCCGGUUGCAUUCGUCAAUAGGCUUGAUGCAGACGUUGAAAAUCAGGGAAACCACAUUAGUGUUCUCAUCAAUGAACCCAUUAUGGAAACUGUCCUCGGAGAUUUGCUCUUCAAUCCAGAUGACAUCGAAAGCAUGUCUCGUGAGCAUGCUCUCCAGCAGUUCAAAAAGCUGGAUGCGCUGAACCUGAGAUUGGCGAGGAGGGUGGCCGCCACGAAAUGUUUGAAGUUGUAAUCAAGACGCCUCGGCGAUUUAAUCUUUGUAUAGAUUUUGUCGCUUGUGGUGUGUCCUUUCCCAUGGCGUCGCGCUUGAUAAACUGUACUCAGGCUGAAUCUGGAAUUGGUUUAUAUGGAGGCUACAGUGACUUCGUUGCAUCCAACUAUACUCGAUUUGUGUGCGCAAACUGCAUUCAGAUCCUUUCGGAUGUACUAGAACGAGUGUGGAAUUUUUCCAUCGCAUCGGAUGGCUCGACACAUCAAGGAAUGUCUUAUUUGGACCUGCGUUUGCGGUUCUAUUUCAAAGGCACACUAUUCAAUUUUCAUUUGAUGACGAUCCCAUUGUUUGAGAGUCACACCGGUGAAAACAUGUUCGAUGUUCUGGUGCGCUUUAUGGACGCUGUUAUUCGUGAUUGGCGGACGGGAUGUAUUGCUGUGUCGACAGAUGGUGCCAGGAGUAUG
Messenger RNA from Marchantia polymorpha subsp. ruderalis, 4711 nucleotides. The record is from the annotation of a GenBank genome assembly. NCBI's taxonomy places the organism in Eukaryota, Viridiplantae, Streptophyta, Marchantiopsida, Marchantiales, Marchantiaceae.